Molecule: messenger RNA, 2439 nt
Organism: Anarrhichthys ocellatus (wolf-eel)
Lineage: Eukaryota; Metazoa; Chordata; Actinopteri; Perciformes; Anarhichadidae
Product: acetylcholinesterase-like
Exons: 10
Coding region: 97-1878 (593 amino acids)
Biological process (GO): choline metabolic process; acetylcholine catabolic process
Cellular component (GO): plasma membrane
Molecular function (GO): acetylcholinesterase activity
Source: RefSeq, a predicted model, not a curated record
CAGAUACUGUACAGAGGGCUUGUGUCCACGCCUUCUUCGUCCCAUCAAUACGGUGUCUUCAUUCACUCCAGCCAAGCUGUCUGACAAGGAUUUUCCAUGGCGAAAGUUUCUCCCUGUACACAUGUCACCCUUCUUCUUCUGUUACCUUAUUUCCUGACUGUAUCACUUGCCACUCAAGAUGACCUUGUAAUCGACACCAGGCAUGGGAAAGUUCAAGGGAAGUUGCUUUCAGUGCUAGGUGGCAAUGUUGGAGCAUUUUUAGGAAUUCCUUAUGGGAAACCACCUUUGGGGAAACUGCGAUUCAGCGCUCCAGAGCCAGUAGAGAGUUGGGAAGGAGUGAGGGAUGCCACCCAAUUCCCAAAUUCCUGCUACCAACUGCCAGAUACAACCUUUCAAGGGUUCCAAGGUUCAGAGAUGUGGAACCCAAACACUCCUUUAAGUGAAGACUGUCUGUACCUAAACGUCUGGUCCCCUCGUUUCAACAAAACCCAGCCUAAGCCCUCACCACUGGCUCCUGUCCUUGUCUGGAUCUAUGGAGGCGGGUUCAGUCAAGGAACAUCCUCUCUGGACAUUUAUGAUGGUCGCUUCUUGAGUAAAUCUGAAGGUGUUGUUGUGGUAUCAAUGAAUUACAGAGUCGGAGCUUUUGGUUUCCUGUCUAUUCCUGACGACAACAACGUCCAGAGCAAUGCAGGCCUGCUGGACCAGCGCUUGGCGCUCCACUGGGUUGCCAAAAACAUAGCUGCUUUUGGAGGGGAUUCUACAAAGGUGACUCUGUUUGGGGAGAGCGCUGGGUCAGCAUCUGUGGGCUUCCACCUGCUCUCUCCAGGCAGCCAUAGUCUUUUUCAAAGGGCUGUGUUGCAGAGUGGCACUCCUAAUGCACCCUGGGCCACAAUCAGCCAGAGUGAGACCUGGCACAGGUCUAUGAAGCUGGCGAUGCUACUGGGUUGUCCCCAAUCUCCUUCAUCUGAUAUGAAAGCUUGUCUGCAGGAGGCUGAUCCCCUGGAAAUUUCAUUGAAGCAAUAUAAUGUUAUCGUACAGCCUACACUCAUAGCCGCUCCCUUUGUCCCUUUUGUUGAUGGGGACUUCCUACAAGAUAAAGUCGAAGUGUUGCUUAGUACCGGUAACCUUCCAAAGAAAGAGGUGCUGUUUGGCUUAAACAAGGAUGAAGGGACCUACUUCUUAGUUUAUGGAAUGCCUGGGUUUAACAUCACCGGCCAGAGUCUUAUCACCAGAAAUGAGUUCCUGAGAGGAGUGGCCAUUACAAUGCAACAUGCAAGUGAUCUCACUAGGGAUGGGGCCGUGUUCCAGUACACUGAUUGGACAGAUGAGAAUAACAGGACGACAAAUCGUGACUCACUGGGUAGUCUGGUUGGAGACCAACUGUUUGUUUCUCCUGUGCUAGAGUUUGCUCAGAGGUACUCUCAACAUGGUGGUCAGACCUUCCUUUAUUUAUUUGACCACCGGUCGUCUGUCAAUCCUUGGCCAGAAUGGAUGGGCGUUAUGCACGGCUAUGAGAUAGAAUUUGUCUUCGGAAUGCCUCUGAAUGCAUCCCUGGGAUACACGAAGAAUGAAGUGAACAUGACAAAGAAGUUUAUGAAACACUGGGCCACCUUUGCCCGGACGGGGAAUCCAAGCAUUGAUGGAGAUAACUGGCCUGUGUUCACCCCUGAAUGGCAAGAGUAUGUCACUCUGAACUACAACCAUCCAGAACGAAGGAGGAUGAUGAGAGCUGAAGAGUGUCACCUCUGGAACAAAUUUAUCCCAAAAGUACAGAAAGUCUCAGAUGAUCUGCUGUCUUGUGAAAAAGCAAAUGGGAUUAUACUCCACUGUAACUACACCUUCCUCUUCAUUCUAUUGGUUAUAACUUUAACCUAUUGAUAUUUUUUCAGUAAGAGAUGCAGCUAUUCUCAUCUCAUGGUAUAGCAACAUGCUCACCAGCUCUGUAGACAUUGUAUUGCCAUGAGGUUUCAGGUAGUAGCAUUUAUUUUGCAGGUACUGGUGCUGCAUAAUGCCCAACAACCAAAUAGUGCUUUAAGUUAUGACAUGAGAAUGUAUUUCUCAUAAUAGUCAGCUACCAGUUUGUUUCUACUUGUUUGUCUUUCUUUCAAAAGUGUUCAUAUAAAUUGUGCUGAUUGCAGAGUAGGCUGAUUAAAACAUGUUGAGUGCACUUGUAUUGGAAAAAUAUGUUUGUGAAAAUCAUGCAGUUGACUUCAAUCAAUCACAUUUUGAAGUUUCAUUUGCAUUGAUGCAUUUUUAGCAGGAAAUGCAUUAUUUGCUUGUAAAAUCUGUCCUAAUUGGCUAAUACCACUUCAAUGUAUUGUAGACUACUUCAUCACAAUGACAAUCAGGAUGUUCUAGUUAUUAAUAAUGUGUUUAUUGUAUUUAUCAGUAAAGUCCAUGAAGUGAUUAUUAAAGAUUUGGAUAUAAUGAUGAUCAACA